Cajanus cajan (pigeon pea) is the source of this 2427-nucleotide messenger RNA. The record is from RefSeq and is a predicted model, not a curated record. NCBI's taxonomy places the organism in Eukaryota, Viridiplantae, Streptophyta, Magnoliopsida, Fabales, Fabaceae.
CCAACUCCAUGACACAAUCAAUCAUCUGAAACGCUGAAUAAAUCCACCCUUUUUCAUUUUGUGUUGACAAUGGAAGAAGCGUGGAGUUGGUUGAAGCUCUUCCGCGUCUUUGUGGCGGUCAUGUCUUUGUCUUUGUCUCUGUCUCCCUUCACCAUGGAACCUGUUUCGUCUUCGACUCUCAAUACCCAAGGGUUGGCGUUGAAAAAGAUGAGAGAGAGGUUGGUGAGAGACCCAAUGGAUGCUUUGUGGAGUUGGAAUGGCAAAGAAGAAGGAGGGAUUGAUCCUUGCUCAUGGUUCGGAGUAGAGUGUUCCCAUGGCAAUGUUGUAUCCUUGAAUUUGAAAGAUCUAUGUCUCCACGGAACACUAGCACCCGAAAUUGGGAAACUAGUUCACAUAAAAUCAAUCAUUUUGCGCAACAACUAUUUCUAUGGAGACAUCCCUAAGGAGAUACUACAAUUAGAGGACCUGGAAGUACUUGACUUAGGAUAUAACAACUUUAGUGGACAAUUUCCAUCUCAUGACCUAGCAAGCAAUCCAUCUCUCACUACCCUUUUGUUGGACAACAAUGACCAUCUUGCCAUCUUAACCCCAGAAGUGAAUAAGCUCAAGACAUUUUCUGAAUUGCAUGUACAUGAAGAACAACUAACUGGUGCCACUAGAGAAGCAUGUGUUAGUGUUAGCAUAUAUAAUAUCAGGAACAAUGGCCAACAUGGGGAUAUAGCAUACGAAAGGAAACUUCUCCAAGAAACAAAUGGUGUUAAGAGGGGUGAUGAUGAAAAAGAAACUCUUUCACCAUCACCUUUUCCCUCUACACUAUCACCACUUUCUGAGCCUUUCUCACCAUCAGAGAGUCCGUCAGACUCACCAACAUCUCCAGAAGUUUCCCCUUCACCAUCUCCAUCUCUCCCUACUUUCUUUUUCACUCUUUCACCCUCACCUUCACCUGUGGUAGCACAAACUCCAGAUAUACCACCUCCAGCAAAUCCACCUAUGGUUGAGUCCACACCAUCACCUUCCAAUUGGGUUGCAAUGCCUUCUCCUGCCUCAUCUUCAAACAAAGGGAAUGCAGACAGUUCAAAAUCAAAGAAAAGUACUGUGAUUAUUUGGUCUACAGUUGGGGGAUUCUCCUUCCUGAUUUUGGUGUCAGCGGUUGUUCUUGUUUGCUUUAGAAGUAGUAAGGUUGUAACAGUAAAACCUUGGGCCACAGGUUUGAGUGGUCAGCUGCAGAAAGCAUUUGUAUCAGGUGUUCCAAGUCUGAAACGAACAGAACUUGAAGCAGCUUGUGAAGAUUUUAGCAACAUUAUUGGUUCACUUCCUGAUGGGACUAUUUAUAAGGGUACUCUCUCCAGUGGAGUUGAGAUAGCUGUAGCAUCUUCUUCAGUGACUUCAUUCCAAAACUGGUCAAAAAAUAUGGAAACUCAAUUCAGAAAGAAGAUCGAGAUGUUGUCGAGAGUGAACCACAAGAAUUUUGUGAAUCUUAUUGGAUAUUGUGAAGAGAAUAAGCCAUUCACAAGGAUGAUGGUUUUUGAGUAUGCCCCAAAUGGAACACUAUUCGAGCAUCUACACAUUAGAGAAGCAGAACAACUAGACUGGGGAAUGAGGAUGAGAAUAGCAAUGGGAAUAGCCUACUGUCUGGAACACUUGCAUCAGCUGACACCACCCAUUGUCUACAGAAACAUACUAUCUUCCUCUAUAUACUUGACUGAAGAUUAUGCUGCUAAAUUAUCAGACCUUAGUUUCUGGACUGACAUGGACACUGCAAAGAAGGGUUCAGAAGCCACACAGCUCUUAGAAACAACUCCAGAAUAUAUAAAGGCUAAUGUAUACAGCUUUGGGGUACUAUUGUUUGAAUUGAUUACAGGGAGAGUUCCCUAUGCAGUGGAGAAUGACUCACUUGAUGAUUGGGCAGGAGAAUAUAUAAAGGGGCAACCCUUGAGAGAGUUGGUGGACACAAGCCUCAACUCUUUGCAAGCAAAUGAAAUUGAAAAAUGGGCUGAAGUGAUUAACAGCUGUGUAGAUCCUGAUCCAGAAAAAAGGCCAACUAUGAUAGAAGUUUCUGCUAAGUUGAAGGAAAUCACUGCUAUGGGGCCUGAUGGAGCAACUCCAAAACCAUCUCCUCUUUGGUGGGCAGAAAUAGAAAUUAUGUCCACUGACUUUAAUUCAGAUAUUAAUCCAUAACUCCAAAAAAAAAAAAAAGAGAGAGUAUAUAUUGGGAUAAUAAUCUGAGCAACUACUCUGAAUUUGGAGUUUGAUGCCAUUGUUUAAUUUCUUUUAGUUAGUUAUGUUUAGAUUCUUUUUAUUUGAAGCUAACUGAAUUAGGGUGGAUGGAAGAAACAACUUUUGUUUCAGUAGAGCAAUUUAUUUUUGUAAAUAUUUGAGGAAUGAAUUUGUUUGUAUCCUUUUAUAAAUGAAGUUUGCGUUUCUUUA